AUGGCCGGAGCGGUCGCGUACGAGGAGCAGCGCCGGCGGCAGGUGGAGGAGAACAGGCGCAAGCUCGACCAGCUCAAGCUGCACCACCUCUCCGCCGCCCUUAGGGACGCCGCCGCCGCCCCCAGGCCCUCGCCGGCCAAAUCUGCCAAGCGGAAGCCUCGAGGGCCGCCGCCGGCGGAUGCCCCGCCCCGGCGCUCCGGCCGCGUAGCCAGCCUCCCGGAGCAGCCCAACUACCGGUUCGAGGAUACCUAUGCUGACAUUGAGAAGAGUAUCAGGGGAAGCAGGACGCACAGCACAAGGACUGACUUGAUUGAUCGAGUCUACGCGACCGAAGAAGCCAGAACCCAUGCCACCGACAAGGCCGAACAGCUGCAGGCCAAGCUGGACCCCAGCCACCCCAGUUUUGUCAAGCCCAUGACCCAGUCUCACGUCACCGGAGGCUUCUGGCUAGGCCUCCCCAAGCAGUUCUGCACCAAGCAUCUCCCAAAGCGCGAUGAGUGGAUCACUCUGGUGGAUGAGAAGGGUGCCGAGUCCGAUUCGUACUACCUUGCGCGCAAGUGGGGCCUCAGCGCCCAGUGGAAGGCGUUCGCCAUCAACCACAAGCUGGUCGAUGGUGACUGCCUGGUGUUCGAGCGCAUCCACCAGACAAGGUUCAAGGUCCACAUUUUCAGACAAAGUUCAUAUUAUGAAUAA
This is a messenger RNA of Triticum turgidum subsp. durum (durum wheat), 693 nucleotides long. The record is from the annotation of a GenBank genome assembly. NCBI's taxonomy places the organism in Eukaryota, Viridiplantae, Streptophyta, Magnoliopsida, Poales, Poaceae.